UUCAUUAGCAUUUUUUCAAAGCAAAUAUCUUUGAGGGUCUGUGAAUAGUCGCGCGAAAAUGCUAUCUACUGAGUUUUCCCAGAGAUGUUCUAGAAUUUGGGGAUGGCCGACCAUUAAGCGCAAAUUGAAGUCUAUAACCCGAUUGAAUAGCUUCCUUUAUUUCUUCGCUUUGGAAACCGGAUGCAGGAUGAUAGCCCUGUUUGAGGCCUUGUACAGUGUGAUGCAGAUCUGCAGUUUAUAUCAUCUGGUCCAACAAUCGAAGCCAAGUGUACUUCUACCGGAUCCCUUUUGGAUCACAAAAAUCGAACUAAACGGCGAAGUCAAUAGGCUGUUUCUCUAUCACACGAAUCACCGUUUUUGCAUGGCCCUCUGUUUGGUCACAGUUCUCAACUCGAUGCUGCUCUAUAUAGGAACCAAAUGGGGUCACAAAGUUUGCUUAUUUCUUUGGAUUUACAUUUCGGUCUUCACGACUCUUAUGUCGAAUACCAAUAACACGCUACGCAACUUUACUUUAAUGCAAUGUCUCUUCUUAUUUCCGUCAUUAACUCUUGAAACCUAUUUUGCCGUGAUAGUUGCAUCAUUGAUAUGUAAAUACAACGAGAAACCCAAGGAAUGUAAAUCAGGUUUUGAAGUGCUCUCCUCAGACAGCGAAGAUCUUUAGGCAGCUAAGGAGGUUUUAUAGAGGAUAUGAAUGAAAUCUGGGGAAACCUAAGGUUUAUAAAGCGCUAUCGAAUCUAUCGACAUUAAAAUCUCCCGAGAUGUCGGUGA
Drosophila takahashii is the source of this 768-nucleotide messenger RNA. RefSeq lists its product as uncharacterized. NCBI's taxonomy places the organism in Eukaryota, Metazoa, Arthropoda, Insecta, Diptera, Drosophilidae. The record is from RefSeq and is a predicted model, not a curated record.